AUAUUAUAUCAGUAUGAUAUAUUAUGUAAAACGUUUUGUGUUAUAAGCUACAAAUGGACAAACUAAAUACGAUACUGCUCAUGAAAAGAAGGGAAAAUUGGGACCUUUUUGUUACUACUCAAUAUAAUUCAACCCAAACUGGGCCUGAAUAUUUUAUAUCCCUCAAAUUGAAAUAAGAUGUGUAAAAUUAAAUCAUUAACUAUUACUACACAAUAUAUUUGUGGCUUUGAGUGUGAAUUCUGUGCGGUGAAACUUAUUUUUUUUUCAAGAAAUUUUAAGAUGUACUGAUGAAUUUGUAAGAUCGGCUUGGAUGUACUGCAAAACUAUUAAUAAUAUAGCAAUCAUAUAUUGUCAUUUAUGGUAUUUAUACAUUGAUAUUUUGCUAAAUUACAUAGUCGUGAUUCUCGGCACCAGUGUGAAGUGUGCACCAGUACCAGUGGUAGUACACGAAAGAACCACUGAAUUAAAAAUACAAAUCAAAUGUACACUUCAAACAGCCAAUACAAUCAAACAUUGGCAUGAAGUUGUUGUUUUUUGUUUUUUUUUGCAUGUGCAAUACAUUUUAAUUGAAUCAUAUUGAAGUUGUUUUUUGUAUUUAAGUACAGUGUUAAUGGUCAAACUGUGCAUAAUGUCACAGCGAUUUACAAUAAAUUAUAUAGUAAAUACGUUGUAGGAAUAAAACCUCGGCAUUGUUUUUAUGAACAUUUAGGCCUACUGCGUUACUCUAUAGUGUUUCAAUGUUGGUCAUUAUGGUGGUGCUUGGAGAGCUAUGUAUUUGUUGAGGUCGAACUUGGUGUAAAAAGUUUGAGAACCACUUAUAUACAGUAUUACACACAUGUACUAUAUAGUUCUAAUUUGGGAAAUGAAUGGAACGCUGCUAUAACUAUAAACUACACGUUUAUUGGGACUACAUAAUGACGUCACAUAAGUGCGUCUGCUGUUUGAAAAGGACCUCAGCGAUGCACGCGGGUUGGACGGUCGUAGGUUUAGGCAAAUUAACUCCACAUUUGUCAUUUUUACUUCGCGUUGAAGCAACAAGACGUUUAGUGAACAAAACUUUAUACGUUCUGUACAGUUCUGUGCUAUGUAAUUUCCGUAAAAGCGCUCUUUCAUGUCGUAAUAGCCAUUCAGGUGACAAAUUGUUACCCGGUGACUGGCCACGGAAGAAACGGCAACUUAACGUCAUAAUUCGUAGUGUGUACUCCAUGGAGCAGGUGGAAGAAGGCAGCCCGGUGUCUGCGGGGGGAAUCGCGGUGGAAGACUCCAAAGUAGCCGGCAAACGUAAAAGCGACGAGGCGAGCGGCGGGGGCAAAAGGCGGAGAGGAGCCCGAGGAAAGAAGCUCCGUCCCGGGGAGAGAUACGUGCCUCCUCCGCAGAAGCGGAACCCGGGUGUCAGUUUCAGCCGGGAGCAUUUCGAGGAGACCUCGUACUACUUCGAGGACGGCCUGCGCAAAGUGCACCCGUAUUACUUUGACUUCAAGACCUACUGCAAAGGUCGCUGGGUAGGGAAGAGCCUUUUGGAAGUGUUUGAGAGUGAGUUCCGAGCAGAGUCCAUAGAGUAUUACCAGAGCGCUGUCAAAGAGGGUCGCAUCCGCUUGAAUGAGACCCCCGUGGAGGACCUGUCUGUAGUACUAAAGAACAAUGACCACAUGAAGAAUACCGUUCACCGUCAUGAGCCCCCUGUAGUUGGCAAGCCCCUGGAGGUCCUGGUGGAUGACGGUGAAGUCCUUGUGGUUGACAAGCCCGCCUCCAUACCGGUCCACCCGUGCGGCCGUUUCCGACACAACACAGUGAUUUUCAUCCUCGGCAAAGAGCGCGGCAUUUCGGAGCUGCACACGGUCCACAGAUUGGACCGACUCACCUCGGGAGUGCUGCUCUUUGCUAGGACUCUGGAGGUCUCGAAGAAACUGGAUCAGCUAGUGAGAGACAGGAAGCUUGAAAAGGAGUACGUGUGCCGAGUGGAAGGUGAGUUUCCAGAUGGUGAGUUGGUCUGCGAGGAGCCCAUCCUGGUGGUGUCCUUUAAAAUCGGGCUCUGCCGCGUCGACCCGAAGGGGAAGGAGUGUCGGACGGUAUUCCAAAGACUUAGCUUUAAUGGCAAGAACAGCGUGGUGCGCUGUUUGCCCCUUACUGGCCGCACCCAUCAGAUCAGGGUGCACCUCCAGUACCUAGGCUUCCCCAUCCUCAACGAUCCAAUCUACGGCGCCUCCGCCUGGGGUCCUCACAAGGGUAAGGGGGGUUUAGUGGGAAAGAGUGACGAGGAGCUCCUCAAAGCUCUGGUGGAGGAACAUCAGGGCCAGCAGAACCUCCACCUGCUGGAUGUAUCUGACAACGGGAGCAUGUUAUCGCAAGAUGGACGGAAGGAUAAUAAACUGGAAGAUGGAUCUUGUAAAGCUGAGAAGAGUGGAGAAAUUAUACUACAGGCCACCGCAAAGGAGGCGGAAAGUUCUUCAGACGUUAAGAGUGACAAAACCUUACCCAAAGAAUCUCAAGACCCUCUUCCGGAUAAAUCACAUAAAGCCCGAAUGCAGACGCCAGCAGACCCCCUGUGUAGUGAGUGCAAACUUGUAAGAGCUGACCCUACUGAAAAAGAACUCAUCAUGUACCUACACGCCUUGCGCUACAAAGGACCAGACUUUGAAUAUUCUACACAGUUACCUGACUGGGCUAAAGAUGAUUGGUUGGAAAUAGACUGACACAAGAUCAAUACGUAAGGUGUCUUUAAAAUUGCUUUCCACAUUAAACUGAUUUAUCAGUGAUAAAUAUAUAUAAUUUUUUUUUUGGGGGGGGGGUGACUAGGGAGAAAAUAUGGAAACGUACAUUGCUUUUACAAGAAUUAUAGUUGUAUGUGAUGCCAUCCUUUCAGAUAGUCUUGCUGUCCUUUAACAACCAUAUUUGUUCCUAUUUUCUUUUUAAUGGAAUUAUUUUCUUUGCAAAAGUAAAUGCAUACAAGUCAUAACACAUAAUGCAAUUAAACUGUUUUACAGCAGUAUUUUAAAAGAACACCUUCUAAACAACGAUUUUUAGACAGCUGCGUAAAUACUACCAGGUGCCUUUGAGACAGUCCCAUUUCACAUUUAAAAAAAACAAAACAAAUAAUAAUAAGUUGAGAUUUUUCAUUUAACUUUAUAUUCAUUGUAUAUUGUAAGUAAAUGUUACGUUCUUAGAAAUGCAUACUGGUAAAGCACCUAUAUUUUAUUUUAAUAAAUUAGCAGCAAGCAGACAAUGUACACGCAAACAGAAAAGUAUGUUAGCUUGCUGGCAGGGUUGACACUUUCAUGUAGUGUUAGCAUUUAAUGAGCACAAUGGUGGACCUACACUUAGCAAGAGACUUAUCAUUGUACUGGUAUGUGUGGAAAUGUGUGCCACUUAUAAUAAGACUUUAGAGUUGCAUUAUUCUGCUACAUUUUCAUGAUAACUGGGUGAGUCCUAUGAGGGCACCAAAGGCACUUUAUAGUGAUAUUGACGCAACUUUAACACCAGAAAUGUUUCGGGCGUCUUUUGUGGAAUGUCUGAUUGGAUGCGUCUAAAUGGAAAUGGUUUCCUAUGACAAACAAAUAUGAUACAGGACACACAAGUCGUUCUUGUUACCAGCUUGUAACAAUGUGUAUCAAGAUCAAAUGAACUGUUCGCAAUUUACAUUUUGCACACCAUAUUUCAUUUUUUUUAAUGGCUAAUUUAGCCACCCAGUUUUGAUGAGCUAAAAUAUACCUCUAUUUCAUGUUCUUUAAAAUAUUGCAUUCAUUAUCCAAGGUUGUUGACACUCGAUUACUUAAAACAAGCAUGCACGACCAGCUCCUGUCUUCACAGUCAGCCAGUGUCGAUGCUGAUUAAAAACACGGCAUUAACAAGGUUUUCAGUGGUUGUUUAGCGACACACUUAACAGUACAUGCUACAGAAUCUUAUAGUCAUAAUGAAUCCUGAAAGUGGACUUAAUCGGACAGUGGGGAGAGAAUGAGUUUGUCUUUCCUUUAAUGCUUUUAAUUUAAGGAUGCGAAAUCGCAAAUUAGCUUUCAACAAGAUAGCAAAUAAAAGUCAGUCUGCAGUAAAAUGUUUAAUUUCAGCUGACUGGAAAAAUGUAACUAGAGUCCUGUAAACGAAGAAAGUGACCUUAUUUUUUUUCUUCUCUUCAAAAGCCUGCAAUAAAUGAUUCUACGACAAGUGUG
Messenger RNA from Phycodurus eques (leafy seadragon), 4163 nucleotides. It is a transcript of the gene rpusd2, whose product is annotated as RNA pseudouridine synthase domain containing 2. Gene Ontology annotation, molecular function: pseudouridine synthase activity; RNA binding. The record is from RefSeq and is a predicted model, not a curated record. The transcript is spliced from 3 exons. Lineage: Eukaryota; Metazoa; Chordata; Actinopteri; Syngnathiformes; Syngnathidae. Gene Ontology annotation, biological process: pseudouridine synthesis. The coding region runs from base 867 to 2693 and encodes 608 amino acids.